Mytilus californianus (California mussel) is the source of this 1600-nucleotide messenger RNA. RefSeq names its product periodic tryptophan protein 1 homolog. Gene Ontology annotation, biological process: rRNA processing. Gene Ontology annotation, cellular component: nucleus. The coding region runs from base 39 to 1580 and encodes 513 amino acids. The transcript has 15 exons. Gene Ontology annotation, molecular function: protein binding. The record is from RefSeq and is a predicted model, not a curated record. Lineage: Eukaryota; Metazoa; Mollusca; Bivalvia; Mytilida; Mytilidae.
CGUGUUCAGGGGAAGUAACUCUAAUAUUUUCGUAGAAAAUGAACAUUGUGCCAUGUGUGUCUUGGGUUAAACGAGGAGUUUCCAAAGCAAAACCAGACAGAGUUCAGCUUGACAAAGAUGACUUAAAAAGAUUGAUUGAGGAAGCAAAAGAAAAUUUAGAUGAACAUUUAGAAGAGGAGGAUGAUGAACAGGAAGCAGAUGGAGCCACUGCAUCUAAAACAAAACCUAUUGGGAAAAGAAAUCAUGAUGAGGAAAUGGAAGAAGAUGUUGUGGCAAAAUACAAUUUAGAUGACUAUGAUGAGGAAGAUGAAUCUGAAGCCUUGGCAGGAAUAGGAAACCUGGCCUACUUUGCAUCACCAGAUGACGAUCCAUAUUUCACAACGAAAGGAGAGUAUGAUAGUGAUGAUGAAGAUUUUGAAAUUAAAGCUACAGAUAAUUUGAUAGUAGCUGGAAAAGCAGAGAAAGAUGUUUGUUCUUUGGAAAUAUAUGUAUACAAUGAAGACAAUGCCAACUUAUACAUCCACCAUGAUAUAAUGAUAUCUUCUUUCCCAUUGGCUGUUGAGUGGAUGAAUUUUGAUGUUGGUGAAGAUAAACCAGGUAGUUUUGUUGCUGUUGGGUCUAUGGAACCCAUCAUUGAGAUCUGGGACCUGGAUGUUGUAGAUUCUUUAGAACCAGUCACAGUAUUAGGACAGAAACCCAAGAAAAAGAAAAGUAAAAAGUCAGGUGGACAUGGUCAUACAGAUGCUGUGUUAGACUUGUCAUGGAAUUCUGCAGUUAGGAAUGUGUUAGCCAGUGCAUCUGCUGAUUUUACUGUUGGAUUAUGGGAUUUAACUGAAGGAAAAAUUGUUACUUCAAUUACACAACACAAGGAAAAGGUGCAGUGUGUGAAAUGGCAUCCUUUUGAACAGCAGACAUUGUUAUCUGGAUCCUUUGACAAUACUGCAAAAGUUUAUGACUGUAGAAACCCAAAUAGUACGUACAAAAAUUGGGAUCUUGAUGGAGAAAUAGAAAGAGUAUUGUGGGAUACACAUAAACCUUUUAAUUUCUUUGCCUCAACAGAUAAAGGUGUGAUAUAUUACCUAGAUUCACGGAUGGACAAACAACUAUUUACACUUUCAGCACACGAUGAAGCUGUAACAGGUAUAUCACAGAGUUAUAAAGUUCCAGGCCUUUUAGUGACAACAUCAUCAGACAAAAUGUUUAAAGUAUGGGAUGUACAGGACAAUAAACCAUCAUUAGUGUUGGAAAGAAAUCUUAAAAUGGGACAGUUAUAUUGUUCAGAGUGCUGCCCUGAGGCUCCUUUCGUGUUUGCUAUUGGUGGUGAUGGAGGCGAAAUGAGGGUCUGGGACAUUAGAGAAAGUGCUGCAGUGAGGAAGCAUUUCUUAGAUAGAGCUCCUGUAGGUGUAACUAUGGAGGGCGAGGGUGACAUAAAAGAGGAGGAACGAUUCGUUGACGAGGAUGCUCAGGAUGUCGACAUGGUGAUGGGAACUUUAUCUAUAGACAAUUCACAACAACCAAAUAGUGAAAAUAAAAAGAAGAAGAAAAAGAAAAAAAAGAAAAAACCUAAAGAUAACUCUUAAUAAAAUAUUUUUAUAAUUGG